Trichoplax adhaerens is the source of this 2073-nucleotide messenger RNA. RefSeq lists its product as uncharacterized. Gene Ontology annotation, cellular component: centriolar satellite. NCBI's taxonomy places the organism in Eukaryota, Metazoa, Placozoa, Uniplacotomia, Trichoplacea, Trichoplacidae. Gene Ontology annotation, biological process: cilium assembly. The transcript is spliced from 10 exons. Bases 1 to 2073 code for a protein of 690 amino acids. The record is from RefSeq and is a predicted model, not a curated record.
AUGGAUAGUAGCUUUGCUAACGCUUCAGUCAGUGAAAUCUUAACGGAUGAUUUACUAUCCACCAGUUUAGAUGCUUCUAUUUAUCGAUCGUCAUCGUCAUCGGAAAAUGAAGAUAGCGAUCGAAAGCCUGCCAAAAGUGGCGGGAAAAUCAGCAAACAACGAUUAGAACGAAAAGAGUUAAGGCAUACCUUGCAGAUAUUGAAAUUAGAGUUGUCGCAAAAGAGUGCUACUAUUGAUAACCUUCGAUCUGAAUAUACAAUGAAAAUAGACGAUUUAGAAGAUCGAUUAGGCGAAGCAUUACAUCAGAAACAAAUUAUUCAAGCCCAAAUGGAAGCGCAAUUACAAAUGCUGCAAGAUAGCUCAAAGAAUCGAACUGAAAAAAUGACCGACAAUAUGGCAGUUAUUCAACAGCGACAACGCUCUCUAGAAAUGGCUAAUUUAGAAUUACAAACGCGCUCUGGUGAAAUACGCCAUACCUUAUCAAAUAUAGAUAAUUUCGAACAUUUAUAUGAUGAUUUAAACGACAAAAACCCUCACGAGUUGGCAUUACCUCAUUAUGCAGUGCUUAAAUUUUUUGAAGCAAUCCGACCGUUAAGGCGAGAAAUCAAUGAAAUAAAAACCUUGAACAUUGAUUUAAAUGACAAGAAUCGUAUACAAUCGGAGCAAAUUUUCCAAUUGCAAGAUACCUGCGAUCAACUACGUAAUGAAAAGACAGAUAUGAAUAUCCAAAUGCAAAAGUUAACUUUAGAGAAUGAGGAUUUUAAGAGUAAGAUAAAAGCCAUAACCCAUAAAGAAGUAGCAUUUGACCAGCUAGAAAAAGAAAAGCGAGCCCUUGAGCAAGAAGUACAGAUGUUAAGAAAUGCAGCAUCGAUAGUGGAAGGAACAUUACAUGCUAGGACAACGGAAAGAGAUGAUUCAAGCAAAGAGUUGGCAGGUUGUAGGCAAGCACUAGCCAUUUUACAGCAAGACAAAGUAUAUCUUACAAAACAAGUCAAUGAAGCCAAUUUUAAAAUCUCUCGUUGUCAAGAAAAAGCUGAAACUUUGGAUGAGCAGUUAAUUACGGCUAAACGUGCUAGAGAAGAAUUGUAUGAAAAGUAUAUGUCUUGCAGAGAACAAUAUAAAACAGAAUACGAAGAGCGUCUAGCAGCUGAGCUAAAGAAUCUACGAGGUCAAACUGAAGCUGAAAUGGAAAGAUUGAGAUCCACAACGAGAGAUGUAUACGAUCGCGAAGGUCGGCAGCUACGUGAAGCUCGUGAAAUUGCAAUUCAUGAGCGAGAUCGCCUUGUCGUCGAGCUGAAAGAGGCUAGAGGAAAUUAUGAAAGUAUAUUAAAAGAAUUACAUCGACAGCAAGCUGAUACAGAUACAAAAUUAAAUGAUCUGCUAACUGCAGCUAAGGUAUCAUCAUUUGAAAAGGAUCGCAUUCAACUCAUUUAUGAAGAGAAUUUAAAGUCUUUACGCAAUUGCAAAGACCAGAUUGAGCUUCUUCGAAAGAAAAACGAGGUAAUCCUUACCAAAGAAUUAUAUUCACUUCAAUCAUCAAGUGAAAAGCGUAUUCAUGAGUUGGAGACAAAAGUCACCGACAAUAACGGCAAAUUAAGAACAUACGAAAAAUUGGAGAAAGAAUUAGACGAAGUAGUCAUGCAGGCAGCAGAAGUGGCUGAUGAGGCAGACGCUGAGCAGCUCUUAUACUCGUAUGGCUAUGGCGCUAACAUACCCAGCUCUUCAAAAAGACGACUACAGCAGAGUGUUCAUUUGGCAAGAAGAAUCUUAAAACUAGAGAAGGAUAAUACCAAACUUAAACAAGAUUUACAAAAUUAUCAAAUAAAGAAUGAGCAAUUAAGCGAUGAGGUGGCUAAUAGUACCAAGUUAUUAAAUGAUGCUCAACAACCUUAUAAUUAUCUAAUUGAGAGCAUAAAAACCAGAGAUCAACAAAUAGAAACUCAUAAGAAAUUAAUUGCCAACUUACAGAAUGAUACCAAGAACUUGGUGCGCGAAAAGAAUGACUUGUUAAAGCAAAAAAAUCAAUUGAGUAGUUCUCUUGAAAGAUUAUUGCUGAAUAGAAAGGUAGCAUAA